Molecule: messenger RNA, 615 nt
Organism: Vicugna pacos (alpaca)
Lineage: Eukaryota; Metazoa; Chordata; Mammalia; Artiodactyla; Camelidae
Gene: PPP1R14B
Product: protein phosphatase 1 regulatory inhibitor subunit 14B
Biological process (GO): regulation of phosphorylation; innate immune response
Cellular component (GO): cytoplasm
Molecular function (GO): protein serine/threonine phosphatase inhibitor activity
Source: RefSeq, a predicted model, not a curated record
AUGGCCAUCUACAUUAAUUGUUUGCAGGGGCCCCGCGUCUAUUUUCAGAGCCCGCCUGGGGCUGCAGGCGAGGGCCCGGGCGGAGCGGACGACGAGGGCCCAGUGAGGCGCCAGGGGAAGGUCACGGUCAAGUACGACCGCAAGGAGCUACGGAAGCGCCUCAACCUGGAGGAGUGGAUCCUGGAGCAGCUCACUCGUCUCUACGACUGCCAGGAAGAGGAGAUCCCAGAGCUGGAGAUUGAUGUGGAUGAACUCCUGGACAUGGAGAGCGAUGAUACUCGGGCUGCCAGGGUCAAGGAGCUGCUGGUUGACUGUUACAAACCCACUGAGGCCUUCAUCUCUGGCCUGCUGGACAAGAUCCGGGGCAUGCAGAAGCUGAGCACACCCCAGAAGAAGUAAGGGUCCUCGACCCAGAUGAACGGUGGCUCCCACAGGACAAUCGCUGCCCCCUGACCUCGUAGCAACAGCAAUACCGGGGGGCCCUGCGGCCAGGCCUGGUGCUGUGAGCAGGGCUCCCCGUGCCCCUGGCCCAGGGGCCUCUUCCCUGCCCCCUCGGUUUUCCACUUUUGGGGUUUUUUUAUUAUUAUUAAACUGAUGGGACUUUUUGUGUUUUUA